AUGCAGCAGGGCAAAUACUGCUUUGACAUCCAGUUAAAGAAAGCGAACGGCUUUACGAGGACGCUUGUCGGCAUCCGCAGGGAUUCUGAGCGGAAUUUUAUCGUAUAUCCACAGGUGGACAGAAUAGGAGGGCGGGCAUGGAAGAAAUCAAAGCAAAAGUGUCUGCUUUCUGACACUAUCAAGGCGAGGCUCGGCGCAGGUGGCGGCACUGGCGGCUCAACAGUAACAGUCACACCGCUCGUAACACAGGGCACGCACAUUGCGGAUAUUACGGUUGACGGUGUGAAUAAAGAGAUUUAUGCACCAACAGGCGGUGGCACAGGUGGCAUCUCUGACGUACAAAUCAACGGCACGAGUAUCACGGCUGAUGCAUUUGGUAUCAACAAGAACAGUAGCGGUGUAAUCUAUGUCGCUAAUGCAUCGGAUGCAGAAAUCACAGCAAGAGCAAGCGCAUACAAACCAGUUACACCAUCUAACCUUAACUACGCCGUCACCGCCGUCCUCACCGACGGCAAAGCACCAGCACUGACCGAUGCACAGAAAGCGGCGGCUCAGAGUUGGUUGGGUAUCGACACUAUUCUCGGCUUAGUCAACGCAGUUAGCGAGGUGUUGGAUGAGUAUUACAUCAGUAUUACAGGACACGAAAGCACGCUUAGGACAGUCUGCUGA
This is a messenger RNA of Cylicocyclus nassatus, 669 nucleotides long. The record is from the annotation of a GenBank genome assembly. Lineage: Eukaryota; Metazoa; Nematoda; Chromadorea; Rhabditida; Strongylidae.